This is a messenger RNA of Somion occarium, 3253 nucleotides long. The record is from the annotation of a GenBank genome assembly. Lineage: Eukaryota; Fungi; Basidiomycota; Agaricomycetes; Polyporales; Cerrenaceae.
GCCCCAACCCUUUCCCAAUAACAUCCAUCACAAACCUAUCAUAAGUAUUUCCAUUGUUUCUCUUUACUGUACCUAACAUAUGAGUGGACGAGGACAACGAGGUCGUGGAGGUCGAGGCAGUCGGGGUCAAACCGGCAGCAACAUAAGGGCAACCCCAAGCCCUGCACCUUCUCAAACUGGCAGUACCGCCAGCUCUACCAGGGGUGGCUUUGCCCGUGGACGCGGUCAGAGCUCGACGCCUGGUGGUGAUGGUAGCUACUCAGGCGGGGCUGCUGGAGGUCCUUCAAGAGGCGGUGGCGGCCCCCACCGAGGUGGAGGCGCCCCUGUUAGAGGGGCGGGUGGGCCACCACGAGGUCGAGGAGGUGGCGGCCCCAUCAUAUUUGCCGCCAACGCACCUGCGAGAGUCGACGACAGACUCAGCACAGCGGAUGCGCUUGUCGCCUCUUUUAAACAACAGCCGUAUCAGGUGGAGAAGCCUUUGAGACCGGGGUGGGGAACGAAGGGCAAGCCCAUCACUGUACGAGCGAAUUUCUUCGCCGUGAGGAUGCCCAAGGACCUUACGAUCUACGAGUACAAAAUUACCUUCUCCCCGAACAAGUCUCCUUUACCUGGUGCGAGGAGUGAGGACAAGCUGAAGUCUGAGGAUACUGCGCGGAUUAUUGCACUUCUUGAGGAGACACCAACAUUCCAACCGUUCUUAUCGCACAUUGCUCAUGACAAGAGCGAGAAGCUUGUGUCCUCCGAGCUGUUGCCUCAACCUCUGGAAGUACCAGUUUCCCACCGUUACGAAGGAGAACCAACUGCACGCCAGAAUGCUCCAGUAUAUACUGUCAAGAUCGCGUUUGUCAAGGAACUCAAUUCAACCGAGCUUACACAGCAUAUGAGCGGUCAACCGCAGUACCGAGAUGCCGAUGUCCUUCCUAUUGUGUCGGCUUUGAACCUGGUCCUUCAGCAACACGCCUCGCGUGUCGGUGUUCGUGUGGGCAAGAAUCGAUACUUCAUUCCUACAUCCAAUGCUAUCUUCCCGCUCACGCUCGGCUUGGAAGCCAGACAGGGUUUCUUUCUCUCAGUCAGACCGAUGUACAAGCAGUUAAUGGUCAACAUCAACGUCUGCACAACGGCAUUUUACUUGCCUGGUAAUCUCGCCAUGGCCAUGAUGGCAUUCCAACGAGAGUCAUCAGGAGGUAUGCCUCGCGACUUUGCGGAUAAACUGAAAGUCGUGACGACAUAUUUGGGGUAUCCGAGGAAGCGAACGAUCAAGAGUAUCGCCAGGACACCCGCUAGCCGGACGACGUUCCAUUGUGAAGAGUUCGGGGGAAACAUAAGUGUCGAAGAAUACUACAAGCGCAAAUACAAUAUUAAGUUACAACAUGCCGAUGACUUGCCCCUCAUUGAUGUAUCAGGCUUUGGACGACCACCUUCGUACCUGCCCGCCGAGCUUUGCGAGAUUCCUCCGAACCAAGCCUUUCACGGUUUGUUGAGCGACAAAGCUACAGCCGAAAUGAUCAAGAUAGCUUGCAAUAUACCUGCCUAUAACGCAGACGCUAUUGUCAACCAAGGCUUUCCUCAACUCGGUCUCGAUCCCAAUGCUCCUGCUGGACCUCUGCAAGGGUUCGGUAUCUCCGUGUCGAAUGACAUGACAGUCGUACCAGCUCGUAUUCUCGACGCUCCCCGUGUCGCGUACAAGUCUGGUCAACCAAAUGUCAGGGACGCGUCAUGGAACAUUUUGGACGUGAAGUUCCAACGCGGAGGGAACAUGACAAAUUGGGCUGUUCUGCUUGUCCAGCAAGGUUAUCGUGAAGAGUUCGCUGGACCCACCGACCCUCGCCUGCUUACUUUCCUGAAGACGUUUUCGAACAAGUGCCAAGCAAGCGGUAUGACGGUGCCAAAUGGACCUCCAAAGAUUAUGGCCACGCCGCCCCUGCCACCAGCCACCAAAGAUCCUGGACGCAAUCAAGCCUUGGAGACGAUCAGGAAAACACUUACGGGUAACCUGGAUCGCAACCGCAAGCCGUCAUUCAUACUGGUCCUGUUAUCCAAUGUAGACAAAUUCAUAUACCCUGGGAUCAAACACCUUUGUGACGUGGUGAUGGGCUUGGCGACGGUACAUAUGUUGCUGAAGAAGGCCGCCGGCGAUGAGAGGAAACAAGACCAAUAUUUCUCAAAUGUCGCGCUGAAAGUCAACAUCAAGUUAGGCGGGAUCAACCAUUUGCUAGAUCCUCAGUCGAUGAAAUGGAUGAGUAGCGUUUCUACGAUGCUGGUUGGCAUUGAUGUCACGCAUCCCAGUCCGACUAGCAUUAAAGGGACGCCGUCCAUUGCGGCCGUCGUAGCUAGCGUUGACAAGGAUUUCGUCCAAUUCCCAGCUAGUCUCAGACCUCAAAGAAAUAAGAAUAUCAACAAGAAUGCGGAAGAGAUGGUGCAGGACCUUACCGAGAUGAUGAUUGAACGUUUGCUGUUGUUCCAGAAGCGUAACAACAACGCAUUGCCACAGAGAAUCAUCGUUUUCCGUGAUGGCGUAUCAGAGGGUCAAUACGAUCUAGUUCUUAGGCAUGAAUUGCCUAGACUUUUGGAUGCAUUCAAGAAGCUCAAGGGCGGACAGUAUCGACCCAAGCUUUCUAUCGUCAUUUGCGGGAAACGCCAUCAUGCUCGUAAUUAUGCCACAGGUCAGGAUCACGUCAGUCGAAAUGGCAAUACGCUGCCGGGCACCAUCGUGGACAAGGGGAUCACCGAUAUCUAUGGCUUCGACUUCUAUCUUCAAGCUCACAAUGGACUUCAAGGCCAGGCUCGCCCGACUCAUUACUACAUUGUUUACGACGAGAAUCGUAUGGAUGCCGAUUCGAUUCAGGAAACUACACAUCGGACGUCGUACUUGUACGCUCGCGCUACGAAAGGCGUCAGUCUUGUCCCACCUGCGUACUAUGCCGACCUGGCAUGCGAGCGCGCGAGGCUGUAUCUGAACAAAUUCCUCAAUCUCGGCGAUGAUAGCAAGUCGGUUGCUUCGUCGGAGAAGGGCAAGGGCAAAGGAAAGAAGACUGAUGCGGAAAUAGAACAGGAGAGGGAGGCAGUGUAUCAGAAGGCCCUGAAGGUAUGGUCGGGAGGCGUGCAAGCAGAUCUGAGUGAGAGUAUGUUUUACAUCUGAGUUCGUUUUCUCGCGACGUCUUGUCACCUCGAAGGUGUAUUUGUAUCUAUGUCUUCCAAUAGUUCCAUGUGUACGAGGUUGUUCAAAUACUUGGAAAGAGGUUUCCAUAUUUCC